Messenger RNA from Oikopleura dioica, 477 nucleotides. NCBI's taxonomy places the organism in Eukaryota, Metazoa, Chordata, Appendicularia, Copelata, Oikopleuridae. The record is from the annotation of a GenBank genome assembly.
AUGGAAUCUCUUCAUCUCAUCCAGCUCGUCAACGGCGCCUUCUCCGAGACCUACCGAGUAGAGCACCUUAACCUCGACUCCUCCUCGAGUAGUUCGAGUAAUCAACAACUGAGUAAUCAACCCAAAAAUCUGGAUCAACUGAAGUUGAUUGCCGGCGGCUAUUCCAGCUCCUACCGCGAGAGAAUUUGCGGCGCCGAGCCUCUCCAGGAACAGCCCCGAGGCGAUCUUCACCAGCUCAUUUCCGGCGGCUUAUCUGAAACUUACAGAGUCAACACCCUCGGGCAGCCGGAUUCCCUCCCCGAGGCGAAGGCCGAAGACUUGGAAAAACUCGACACGAGGCAUUUGGCCCUCAUCCACGGUGGACUAUCAGAUGAGUACAGAAAAAAGGCCUGCGGGCAUCCCCCGAAGCGAGAAUUCAAGAGAAACGAAGCGAAGAGUUCUAUUUUCGCCCCUUUCCGAGCAAGAUUAGGAAUCUAA